Messenger RNA from Papilio polytes (common Mormon), 2393 nucleotides. RefSeq names its product ADP-ribosylation factor-binding protein GGA3 (gene Gga). The record is from RefSeq and is a predicted model, not a curated record. Gene Ontology annotation, molecular function: ubiquitin binding; small GTPase binding; phosphatidylinositol binding. The coding region runs from base 110 to 2119 and encodes 669 amino acids. NCBI's taxonomy places the organism in Eukaryota, Metazoa, Arthropoda, Insecta, Lepidoptera, Papilionidae. Gene Ontology annotation, biological process: vesicle-mediated transport; intracellular protein transport. Gene Ontology annotation, cellular component: trans-Golgi network. The transcript is spliced from 8 exons.
UUUGUCAAUUUGUUCUAAUUUGUCAAAAUUUUCAAAUAAACAAGUAAAUGUAGGAUAAACGUGUAAAGAUUAGUUUUUAGGAAAGUAAUACAAAGGAAAGGAUUUCAAAAUGAAUAUAACUUUGAUAAGUUUAGAGGCUUUAAUUUUGAAAGCAACCCACGAAAGCCUGCCCCAUCCGGAUGCAGCAGCACUGGAGGCAUUUUGUACUAUCAUGAAAGCUUCAGUCGACGGUCCACAACUUGCUGCUCAAACUCUUGCAACACGAAUUCAAUCUCAAAACUCACGCGAAGCCCUACUAGCUCUGUCAAUGCUCGAUCGCUGUAUGCGCCGUUGUGAUACAACAUUCCAAAAUGAAAUUGGUAAAUUUCGAUUUCUGAAUGAAAUGAUUAAACUUGUAUCACCUAAAUAUUUAGCUAACAGAACAUCGCCCGAAGUAAAGACUAGGGUUUUACAGUUAUUACAUACCUGGUCUACACAAUACUCAAAAGAAACCAAGUUCAAAGUUGCAUUUGAUAUGUUAAGAAAUCAAGGUGUGGUGAAGGAAACACCACCUCCCUUGCCCCCAGAGGAAAUUCCCUUCCCCGCACGGCCGAGAGCAAAAAAUGCAAUUUUUGAAGAUGAAGAGAAGUCAAGAUUAUUACAAAAACUACUUCAGAGUAAAAGGCCAGAGGACUUACAACAUGCUAAUAAGCUUAUUAAAACUAUGGUGAGAGAGGAGGAGCGACGUAACGAAGCGAAUAGCUUACGUGCUCAGGAGGUAGGUGCGGCGCUGGACUGCGCGGGGUUGCUUCGGGACAUGCUUGCACGUGCUGUGGAUGCUUCCCAUGAUGAGAAGCAACUCAUACACGAGUUAUACGCGAGCUGUGAGCGACUACGGCCAGCGCUGCAACGCCUUGCGUCACUUGAUACACAAGCUGAUAACCUCGAUGAUAUACUUCAUGCACAUGAUGUGCUGGUCGAGGUCUCGGAGAAGUAUCAAGAAUUUAUUUCACAGAAAACACGUCAAUCGAAAGACGCGAGUAAUGAGAAAGAGUUGCCAGCUUCAAAUAAUGAUACGCUGUUAGAUUUCGCUGGGGCAGUAAUUAAUAAAAAUGUUAGUGCUGCAAAAAAUUCUGCAGUCAAGCCUAAUGUAAUAGAUGAGUUGGGAGAUAUAUUUUCUGAUGGUAGUAGCUCAAAUAUUGCUGCACCAUUGAAACCUAUUAGUCUCAUACAGAAUGAAGACAUUGAUCUCUUAGGUGAUAAGACAAGUAAUACUGAAGGCUGGAAUGUAUUGGACAGUCUCGGGGAGCAGUUGCUGAAGCAGUCCUUGCCUGAAAACGCCAAACGUAUUGAUAGUUUUAGUGGUAAGCAAGUAAAAAAAAUACCUAUGAAUGCUUUGGAGGUAUCUUCACCUAAACACGAAGCUCAACCAACAAAUGAUGGUGCAUUAUUUGAUUUGGAUUUCUUCAUAAAGAAAGAAGAUGAGAAAGUUGACUCUCCAGAAACAUCAGAAGCUAAAGUCAAUGACGACGCCAUGGUUGAUAUCACACCCAAUACAAUAGACAACAGUUCCAAUAUUAAAGACAGCCCUUUGGAUAAUAUCCUUGAUUUAGGUUUACCUUUAGUCAAUAAUGACAUAGAAUCAACAGUCACUAAAACUGAAGUUACACCUGAACCAAAGGAAAUAACUAAAAGUAAUAAAUACAGUGAGGUGAAACCCUUAAAUGAUAUUAAUGUGACAUUACAAAGUAUAAGGCCAAGCAAAGUGCCUCCGCUAACUGUGUUUGAAGAAGAAGGAGGCCUAACGGUGGUACUACACUUCUGUAGGGACAAGCCACGUCCAGAUGUUAACGUUAUAGUCAUUUCUACAACAAGUAAGAACCCAUCGCCUAUAGAGGAGUAUAAGUUCCAAGCAGUUCUGCCAAAGGGUUGCAAGGCACGCCUACUGCCAGCGUCUGGCAGCAGCCUGCCGGCAUACAACCCGUUCCUGCCGCCGCCCGCGCUCACGCAGCUGCUGGUGGUGGGGCGGCCCGCGCUGCGCUCGCGCACGCACCUCAAGUUCGUCCUCACCUACACCUGCGACGAUGAGACGUACUCCGAAAUCGGUGAGGCAGAUAACUUACCGCUAGAUGAUAUUUAACUUGUAUAAAAUAUCGAAACUCAUGUUUUAGUGCAUUUUUUUUUAUAAUCUGACCUUGAUAGUAAUGAUUUGUUCCUCAAAAUGGCUUAUUCUUGACAAGUAUCUAUUAUGACAUAUUUUAUGUAGUGAUUUUUUUAAGAAUUUUGAUAUACAUUCAACGCAAUGUUUUGUAACAGUUUUGAAUAAGUUAUAGCUGAUUACUUAAAAUUAUGUAACUGAAUUCUAAUAAACCAAAAUUGUUUGUGCUGUAAAAAUCUAAAAUAUAUUAACCUUG